Molecule: messenger RNA, 4826 nt
Organism: Ceutorhynchus assimilis (cabbage seed weevil)
Lineage: Eukaryota; Metazoa; Arthropoda; Insecta; Coleoptera; Curculionidae
Source: the annotation of a GenBank genome assembly
GCUGUGUGUAUAGGAUGUGUGUGUGUGUGUUUAUUUUUUGGUGCUCCAAUAUUUUAGUGUUAAAUAAUUAAAAAAACUAAUUAAAAUGUGUUUGUUAUCGUGUAGAUAGGUACGCUAAUUGCAGUCGACAAAAUGAACAAGUUACAGAACAGCACGUUAGUUAUGCCAGUCUCAGACAAGGCUAAAGACUGGCAACUGGAAAUUCUAAUGGAAAAACUACGUUCCAAAGCCUCCCAAGUCAAAUCUCUCCCAGAAAUUUCAAAAAACGUUCGCAUGACCUUAUUGGAAAAAAGGUACGCCCUAGACAGUGUAGAUAAAGGCCAACAUCAAAAAUGCCUGGACACUUUACAGCACGUAAUCAAAGUAACAGGCUUGCAAAGUAUGAUAGAACGCCUGGAAAGUCUCACCAGACAACUAGGUUUAAGAUUUGUAGUCGAGCCUUCAGGAGUUUUCAUUUUCUCUGACAUGUUUUACUUGGAAAUUAUCCUGGAACAAACUGGUGCGGUCAAAGAUGUCAAAAUCCAUCACGAAGGCAAAGUAGAACAACAAAGCUGCAUGGAAUUAGUCAAUUGCCUUUCCAGGGGCGACUUUACUGAUUUCACUAUUCAGCUUGAAGGUUUUGUGUCAAUAUACCACCUCAAUGCUGAAAAAAAAGUGAAAUGCAAAGCUUUUACUGCCUUGGAAUCGCUGGAAGCUGAUUUGUGCACCUUGGCCCAGCUGCAAACGUUUUUAAAAGAACCAUUUAACAUUUUACAUAAAUCACCUGUGGGUGUUUUGGAAAAACGACGCGGAGGUCACCCAAUGAAACUCACCUACUUUGUUUCACCUUAUGAUCUUUUAAACAUAGAAAAACAUGAAAUUGAUCCAAUUAACAUAGACACUGUCAUUGCAAAAGGCCUAGGCUACUGUGUUACAGUUUGCAUGGAAGGCUCAGCAACUCACAAACUACAAACUUCCACUUUGAUUACGGUUAAUAGAAGCAUGAAUGGAAAAAGCACCCCUACUUAUACUCCAAUAACAAGCCAAAAUAGCGCAACUGUUCCAGCUUGUUUUACCCUUAAAUUGAACAAACCCAUGCCCAUGUGUUUGUCGCUGAUUAGGAAGAUUCAGCAAAUUCAACAAUGGUCUGAUGGUGAUAAUAAUAGCGCUCCUCAGCCUUUGCUUAAUUUGAUUGUGAGUCAUAUUAGUGAAGGGAAGAUGAGUUGCAGUAAUAAUAAAGGAUUGUUUGUGACUUUACCCGACCAAACCCAUUGUUACUGCAUGACAGAAAACCGAAACAUGAACAGCAUAUUUGUCAGCAGCAUACCGUUCACGCAUCCAGCUCACGUUGCCAAUAUUUUGAUGAUUCUUAGAGAACAGGCCAUGUUCAAUACGAUUAUUGGCAGUUGCGUGAGACCUAACAGCCGUCAAAGUUUUGACAAUAUGACGAUGUUUGAAGUAAGUGCCCUUUCCUCAACACAAAUAUCCAUAUCCUUGGAACAUCCUCUAGAAGAAUGCAUGGCAACUGCCGACUUUGAUUUAUCAGACAUUUCGAAUUUGGUGUGCCGUAUACAAAACCCUGGCACACCUUCUCCCAACAACACUCCAGACAUAGUUUCAGAACUAGCCACCAGAGUUUUAAAUAAGACUUUCUCUAUUCCCGUAACGUUACGUGCAGUUAUAAAACUGUGGGAAAGACAAGCGAGCCAACCAAAUUUGUACCCAGGUCAGGAAAAUUUUAGUUUGCCCCUCGGUUCCGUCGAUCCCGGAGGUCACAAGGGCCCCAGCACUAGCGGCAAUGGAGGCUUAGCGGAAUUCGGGGGGCUUCAGGACAAGAUCAAACAGGAACCCAACACUAUGAACAAUGGCACGCACCAGCUAGUGUUGCAGGAACCGCACUGGAACGAAUCGAUGAUGUCGUCGAAUUUUCCAAACAUCCCACCUUCCGAUGAUGUGUCAGCCGCUGGCGGCAAACGACAACAGAAACGGAAGGCCACCGAAGAUUUGUGGAAGAGUGGCAAGCGGAAGGUGGGAACAAGCGCAGAAGACUCGGAACUCGUGGAAACGUCCAGCUGCGACUCGACGUCGCAGAGCACACCUAUUUCGCAGGAAACUGAAAUUGUUACGCCUAAUUCAGGGUCGCAAUCGGAUUUGGAACUGUCUAAUGUUGAUUCGUCUGAUUUUUUAGCCAAUAUUGACAAGGGUUCGGAUUUUACUUCGGAAACGGUGGAUAUGGAUGAGAUUUUGUCCAGUGGUCCAAGGAAAACGCCUUUGGAACCUUCACCGAGUAGUUGCUCGAGUAUUAUAUCGGAUUUGAGUGAAAAAAAUAUGGUCCCUCCAAAUGUAAGUAUAACCCCAAUAUCAUCGUCUGCGUCUCCCACUUACAACCAACAAGAAAAACGCACAGGAGGCAUCGAAAUCAUCCCAAUACCUCAACCAACAACAGCGCCGCCUACUAUGAUGGCUACUUCGAUAACCAUCACUCCAAUCACACCCAAACCACCUUCGGAAGAAAGAAGAGAGAAAAAAAGCAGUAGAAGUAACCGCGAAGACAAAGAGAAAAAGAAAAAACGAAAACGGGAUGAAAGCCCUAUGGGCCCGCCCGAAAAAGUGCCUCCCAAGUUAGACGCUUUGUCCAAGCCCGUUUCUGUCAGCAUCAAGCCCGCUGAGAGUCCACCAACCUCUCCCAGUAUGAUGAGAAAAUUUAGCGCGUCGCCUACAAACAGACCAAUGUCGCUUUCAGGCAAACUAAGCCCAAGUUUACUGAAACCAAAAUCGAGUCCCAGUCCAAAAAACUCUCCGGCUCAUAUCCCAUCCAGUCCCAAGCACACAAUUGGGAUUUCUAGCCCUAAACAUCAUGGCACUAGUCCGAAACAUCCUUCGGCUAGCGGCAGUGGGAAACCGAGCAUGUCUACAUUGAAAAAUGCCGCUAAUUCACCUUCAAGUAAAACUUCAGCUGAAAAAAAACCUAAGGAAAGUUCCAGAGAUAAAGAUAAAAAUAGGAGCAGCAUUUUUGCUUCUGGCAGUAGUAAAUCCAAAUCGGCCUCCUUAAAAGUGAAACCUUUAGAUUUAAAUAUUAGCAGUUGUGAGGGGGUGACUCAAGAAUCCCUUCCAUCACCCAGUGGUGACUCUAAAACCAAUCCGAACAUUUUACGAAAUCGCAAAGGGUCCCUUUCAGCCAUAGUGGAUAAAUUAAAUAUUAAAGUCAACGCUCAGCACAGUGACGUGCCAACAGAUUUAAGCUCCAAGUGUAGCAGUAAAGUGCCUAGCAGCAAAGAUGGUAAAAGUAAAACUACAACCGACCCAAAAAACUCAGAAUACAUGGUCAAAACUAGUUCCGAUGGUAUGAAACUUACCAUAAACAAACCUAGAACAAAAGAGAAUAAAUCUAGCAGUAGUUCAAACGCGCAACCAAGCAAUAGCCCUUCCAAACCUCCUCAAACCUUGCCUAAAGUCCACACAGGCCUCAAACCAGGAGUAAACAGCGGACCUGCUUCAAAAAAACCUCAGCAACUCCAAAAAACUAAUUUGCCCAAUUCCACAAUCACCUAUAAUCCCAGUAUCAAAAGCAAAUCCCCUACAAAAGUACCUGGAAGCUAUCCCAAAUCAAUUUCCAAGCCAACUACUUCACCUAAAACAACCAGUGCCACAGACUUGAGCCGCAACAAAGACAGACCAAAACCAAGCAAAAGCUCAUCAGAAAAAUCUAUUUUUGCUUCACUAAAAGACCGCUCUAAAGGCAGUCCCACACAAAACGAUUCCGAUUUGUAUAAAAUUCCACCCAAAGUAGACCCGUACACUUCUGCCCUAAUGAUGGAAGGCAUGAUGAAGACUUUGGACAAAAAUUUUCAAAUUCCCAAGCUUUCGGAUAAAAAGAAAAACGAAUUGAAUAAUGUCAAUAGUAGGAGUACUGUUGAUACGAAAAUAUUUGAUAUGAUGGUGAAAAAUGAUAUUAAGUAUCCGUUAAGCAUACCUGCCAUGAACUCGCUGGAUCAGAAAAUAAGGAACAAUAUGAGCAUGAUUGGGGAUGAGGAGAAGAAAAAGCAGGACGGGGUGCAGAAUUUGUCUGGAUCCUCAAAUUGAAAAUAGGUUGUUGCCACAAAAUCCGUUUUAAUUGUGAUAGUAAAAGCUAACGACGAUCUGUUCCUUUCCACGGACCCACUCAACCCUUAUCCCUCGGCCAGCGAAGCCCUGCACAGUCUCACUUUGGCCUCGAAGUACGCGCCUACAACGACAAUCGACACCGAAGCUUUGGAUUUUAGUAAAACUCCGAAUUUUCCACAUUCGCCUGCGGUGAGCGUCCACAUUGUGAACUCCAGAGCUUCGAGUCGAAGCUCCAGUUGUCUGGAAGAAGAUAUGAUGGAUGAAGGAUUAAUGACGUUGAGUAAAUGAUUCGAUAACUGCCAUUUUUGUUUUUACUUAUUAUUGACAGAGUUUUUAGUGUAUUGUUAAUAUUGUCUUUCAUUAUUUUUGCACAAGUACAAAACCUUGUAUUUCAAAAUAUAUAAAUUAAAUCAAUUUUUUGUACAUAUAGCUAAUAUAGUUAAAGUUAUUAUUUAUAAAAAUCUGGUUUUAUUUACCAGUGUGCCCCUAAACGUUCUAUUACGGUUUUUAAAAGUUCACUAUGGCUGGCAUAUAAAUCUAGAUUUCUAUCAAUAUCCAUCCAUUGAACUUGAGCUGCAUCGUCUCCGGCUUCAAGAGCAAACUUGCCCACUUGACUAUUGUCUGGAUCGUGGAAAUUUACAGCUACAGUUUCCAUCCAGGCAUUGUCAGUGUUUCUGGGAUCGUCUACGUAUCCUUUGUAGAUUUCCGUGCCCUUUGAGAAAAAGGAUUUUAUCAUUUGUUCA